CGCUUAUCAAGGGAUAAAAUAAGAGCAAGCUGGAGGCACUUAACCCUUGGUACCUAUACUGAGACACAGCGUGUGGAUAGGUACGCUCAACAUGUUGGCAGGCCCAGUUUUCGCCGUGCUCCUCUGUGCAGCACUGUGCGGUGCAGAGUCUCAGAUCUUCCGUAACGCCGGGUUUGAGUCCCCGCUGGGCCCGGAUAACUGGUCCUGUAGCGGCUGUACCGGACUGCAGUAUGGCGACGACAAGGUGGAGGGAGACUACAGUAUGGAGGCACAGGGGAGGCGGGCUGAUUGGGCAGGUCCAACAUACCUACUAACAUAUGGUACUGACGUCAUUUCCGGUCAGACCUAUGACUUCCAGAUCUACGUCAAACUUCUGGCGGACGGUUCGAACCAGCACGAAAUCAAGGCAGUGGUAUCUGCAACAUUCUCUGAUGGAGAGAAAGUGUACCAGAAGAUCAGCUCCCCCACCUUCAUCAGUCAGAAUGACGGCUGGUUCAAGCUUACAGCCAGGGCCACAGUGCCAGUUUUUACUGCUUGA
Molecule: messenger RNA, 538 nt
Organism: Branchiostoma floridae (Florida lancelet)
Lineage: Eukaryota; Metazoa; Chordata; Leptocardii; Amphioxiformes; Branchiostomatidae
Product: endo-1,4-beta-xylanase A-like
Exons: 4
Coding region: 92-538 (148 amino acids)
Molecular function (GO): hydrolase activity, acting on glycosyl bonds
Source: RefSeq, a predicted model, not a curated record